This is a messenger RNA of Solanum lycopersicum (tomato), 639 nucleotides long. RefSeq names its product early nodulin-93-like. The record is from RefSeq and is a predicted model, not a curated record. Lineage: Eukaryota; Viridiplantae; Streptophyta; Magnoliopsida; Solanales; Solanaceae.
UAUAUUUCUCUAUAAAAACACAACUAAAAUUUUGAUUUUUACUAUCACUUUCUUGAUAUUCAAAUUGAUUAUCAUUAUAAUUAGAUAUUAAAAAAAAAAUGCCACCAGUUACUGAAGAACAGAAAAAUCAAGAUGUUCAAGACAUUAUUCAAGAUGGAUUUAAAGGAGCUGUCACUACAUGUGCUCUUACUUCUAUAGUUGUGUUUGCUUCUACUCGUUAUUGUCCAUGGGCCAAGGCAAAUAUAAAUUAUGCUGGUAAAACAUUCAUCAUAUCUGCAUUGACUGCAGCUUCUUUUGCAUUCAGUGCUGAGCAGUCUAUAGUGAAGAAGCAUCGUGGUAAAGAAAGGUGGGAAUGACCAUGACUCCCAUAAUAAUCAAGAAAUUAAAUUUUGAGAAUUAAAAAAAAAAUGUUACACUAAUAACUAUGUAGAAAAUAUUCCCCUUAAAUUUUGUAAAUCUUUGUUAUAGUUUUAAGUAGAUGCCUUCAUUUACUUAAAAACUUAUCAUUUUGUGACGACUCCAAAGUGACGAGAGAACCAGAAAAACUUAUUACAUCAAACCAUAUUAAUUGGUACAUUGAUGCAAGAAUGUAUAAUCAAUCAUGAUUUUAUUGAUAAACAUGUAAAAUAUGUAUUAACA